Molecule: messenger RNA, 2278 nt
Organism: Geodia barretti
Lineage: Eukaryota; Metazoa; Porifera; Demospongiae; Tetractinellida; Geodiidae
Source: the annotation of a GenBank genome assembly
AUGACUCAGCUACUUGGAAGAGUCAGUCCUGAAGAGGAAAACCAAUUUUACGAAGGAACUGAAGCCGCCGGCCUGCGCGCCGCCUGGAUGGGCCGAAGGCUGGAACGAAAGCCCCAGGUAGAACCAUUUGCCUGGCGUUGGUCCAACGCAAAGCCUUUGGUUCUACGCAGUGGCGACAUAGUAACUCCCGACCGAGACGUUGAACGCCGUGUCCUGCGCCUCGCCAAUCCCGGCCUGGACCAUGGGACCACGCACACUAUCUCGGCUGCCCUGCAGUUGCUGCUACCUGGCGAGAAUGCUCCGGCCCACCGCCAUACUCCUACUGCAAUUCGCUGGGUGCUGCAAGGCACCGGCGCCUAUACCACGGUGGAAGGCGACAAGUGCUACAUGGAGCCCGGGGACUUGGUGUUAACGCCUUCCUGGACUUGGCACGACCAUAACAACGAAGGCACCGAACCCAUGAUCUGGCUGGAUGGGUUGGACACUCCCCUGGUCAACAAUCUUGAAGCAACUUUCUACGAACAGUUUCCCGAAGACCAGCAACCAAUAGUUGGCGUCGGUGAAUCGGAACGCAAAUAUGCUUCAGGCGCCCUGCGCCCCGCGUGGGAAGACAGCAACACGCCGUAUUCCCCUCUCUGGCAUUACAAGUGGGAACGAAGCCACGCCGCGUUGCACAGCCUCGCAGAAGUUGACUGCAGCCCCUUUGACGAUGUGGCGAUGGAGUUCUCGGACCCGGCAACCGGCGGCCCUGUAUUGACGAACCAUGGCCUGCUGGAUUCAGAUGAUCAGGCCCGGGGUGAACACCAAGGCCCACCGCCACACGACCAGCGCGGUGUACCAGGUUUUCAAGGGCAAGGGACAUAGCGUCAUUAACGGCCAGCGCUUUGAUUGGGGUGAAGGCGAUUUCCUAGUAGUGCCCUCCUGGUCCUGGCACGAGCACGCCAACGACACCGACGAAGAGGCCAUACUCUUCUCAAUUCAGGACAUUCCAGUUAUGAAGGCUUUGUCCUUGUACCGGGAAGAGCCCCUAUGCGGAAAAUGCCGGGCACCAACCGAUUGAGUCCGUAUUUGAGGGUUAGCCUGGCUCAGAUCGGGACAAAUAGAUAGUGAACGGGGCGGGUUCGCAGCCCGCCCUUUCUAUUGCCAAUGCUGCAAGGCAUAAGAAAAGGGCAGGUCGCAGCCCUGCCCCUCAAAUUAUCAGGUUAAUUCUUGGCCGGUUAAGGCUUGAACAGGGCUACGCACUUGUUGGAGUUGAAGAUGUACGUUUCUACGUAGUCGAUAAUUUCCGGUUUGUAGUCCAGUUCCUGCAUGGCCCCGGCGAUACACAUCCAGUUCAGCAAUUCCUGCUGUCCGGCGUCUUCAAUCUGGUCCGUUGAAAUACGGCUCCACGCUGCGUAGUCACCGUCGCGCAACUCCUCGAAUCGAGCCCGGUCCGAGGGUCCGUCGGGAUAGAGGCAGUGAUUCUUGUCGGUCAGGAAAAGCAUGAGACCAACUGGAAGAUGCAAUCAGCGCCACCCGAUAGGGGCUUUCCUUCAGCACCCGAGCCACAGCGGCGCCCACUUCCAUGCACCGCUUGGGUGAAGGACCGGGAGGAUCGAAUUCCUCCUCAUACUGAACGGCACCGCCCCGGUUGCGCACGACUCGGCUUCCGUAGCAGUUCACAAGGAAAGGAACCACCGGAUAGUCAAAUCCCUUCCGGUCAUAGUCCAGGUACAGAAGUGUGUUCAGAAUGGCAUGGCCCAGACCGCCCUUUUCGUGCAGCGGCUUGUAGGCAUAGGACAUAUCAAUGCCCUGCUCAAUCAUGCCGCGAACCAUGGCCCGGGCGGCAGUGCGAUGGCCGGAAUACUUGAAAGUGGUAUCUCCGGGUUCGUCCCAAACGUUGAGCCGUGUGCCACCAUCCUGGGUCGCGAAGGGUUGGCAUUCCAUUUCGUCGUAGGCCAUCACACAGAAGGGGAAUGAUGUCUUCUUUGAAAUUCUCGUACUGGUCGUCGCCCCAAAUCACUACAAAAUCAGGGUUGAACGCAUCCAACUCUUCUCUAAGCUUGCGAAAGCCGUUUACACAACCGCGCCCGUGCCUUCUUGGCAGAUUCCAACCCUUCGUCUUCGCCGUACUCAAUGCGCAUCGGUUCCGGCCAGUUGGUGGGAAUCUUCAGUUCCGGCGGAAGGUUGGGAUUUCGCAAGCUCCUUGCGAUGGAAAAGUCCUUUUCCUCGUCGGGCUUUAUCAGGGAAGGGGAAUGGGUAAGGCCCAGGCCCAGAAUUUCUGCCAUAAUAUCGCCUC